UAUUAAAUUUUUCUCAAUCAAACCAAAUUACAGAGCUAAUUAAAACAAGAAAAAAAUAAAAAUAAAAUCACACGUCUUAAAUCUGAAAUUAGUACCCACGUAACCUCAUUAUUCACUCACGCACAACAUAAACUAGAUAACACAGACCUUUUUAUUUUCUCUCUCUAAUUUCUCUCUCUAAAAAAAACAUUUCGAGAGAAAAAGAUUCAAACUUUCAUAAUCUCCGGUCAGUAUUUUAAUUAAAUUUUUUGUGGGUUAGCAUUACAAUUCGUCACAUAUCUUUUUCUUUAACUAUACUCUUCGUAAAAACAGUUAGAGAGAGAACCAAAAAAAAAUUAAAUUUUUUAAAAAUUAUAUUCUAGAGAGAGAAAGUUACUCAGAUCUCUGUUCUUCAUCGAUUUUUCUUUUUUUGCUCUCUACAAUUUUAAUUUGAUUCUAUUAAUUUUCUAUUAAGUUACUUCAGCUUGUUUUUACAGGUAAAUUGAACCGUACCUCUGUUUUUAUCGAUUUAAUUGGCUGCUUAGGGUUUCAAAUUGGGGGUUUAAUAGUCAAUUUUUUUUGAAUUGUAAGAUAUGAGAAGAGAAUUUUAAUCCAUGAGGUGAUUGAUUUUAUUCGAUUUUAUUAAUUAAAUACUCGGCACACAAUGAUAAUCAAGCGGAAAUUAAAAUCUCAAAUGCCGAGUUUGAAACGGUGUAAACUCAGUGAUUCAUCUCAGGAAGAAGAUGAUAACUCGGUUUCAAUUCGUAAGAAGAAGAAAAAAUUGAACGGUUAUUACUAUCCUGUUAAUCUUCUCGGAGAAGUUGCCGCUGGUGUAAUUCCGGUUGCCGGUAUGCUCCGGUCAUCUAGUAAUGUCGUUGACUUGGAUAAGAUAUUUGCUGCUGCCUGGUGCACUGAAGUUUCGUGUUCUCCUCCUCCUGCUGCUGACGUGGAAUUGGAACGUAAAUCGUCGGUAUGUCGAGAUUCGGGUGCCAUUGGAGUUUCGUCGCGUCCUCCGCUUGUUCGGACUUCCAGAGGGCGGGUUCAGGUAUUGCCGUCGAGGUUUAAAGACUCGGUUAUUGAGAAUUGGAGGAAGGAUAGUAAUAAUAGUAGCUUGGCUGCUGAUGAUGAUGAUGAUGAUGAUGAUGGUAAUGAUGAUGACGACGAUGAUGAUGAUUUUGAGUGUCGUAUUAAUUAUAGUAGUAAGAAACAUAAAGAGAGAGAUAAGUUUAGUUUCCGCAAACCGAAGAUUUGUAAUGGAAAUGUGAGAAAUGGUGGAUUUAAGUCUCGUAAAUAUGCUACAUUGCGCGAGGAAGAGAGGGGAGGUGGAAGAGAGGAAUUUGGGUUUAAAAAGUAUUUGAGUUCGCGGAGUACACUUAGCUCGUUGCAUGAACAGUUGGUGGAAGAUGAUGACGACAAGCGUGCAUUUGUGCAGUUAAGUACCUUGGAUAGGCCGGAGAGAAAACCUGGGGUUUUUGGACCGGAGGAUUUCUAUUCGGGUGAUAUAGUGUGGGCAAAGUCAGGGAAGAAGGAUCCGUUUUGGCCAGCCAUUGUUAUUGAUCCAAUGACGCAAGCGCCGGAGCUGGUAUUGAGAUCCUGUAUACCUGAUGCUGCCUGUGUUAUGUUUUUUGGUCACCCUGGAAAUGAGAAUCAAAGGGAUUACGCAUGGAUUAGACGUGGGGUGAUCUUUCCAUUUAUGGAUUUUGUAGAUAGGUUCCAGGAGCAACCCGAAUUGAUGGGAACUAAGGCAUGUAGUUUCCAGGUGGCAAUUGAGGAGGCAUUUCUGGCAGAACAGGGAUUCACAGAGAAAUUGAUACAUGAUAUAAAUAUGGCAGCUGGGAAUCCAACAUAUGAUGAAUCUGUUAUUAGAUGGCUUCAAGAAGCUACUGGUUCAAACCAAGAGCAGGACUUAUACUCUCCAUACCAGGAUAUAUUGGGAGACAACAAAGCCAUGCGACCCUGUGAAAGUUGCGGUUUAAGCCUUCCUUUUAAAUUAUCAAAGAAGAUAAAAGCUUCAAUUCCUGGAGGCCAGUUCAUGUGCAAAACAUGUGCUAAGUUGACCAAAUCAAAACAUUUUUGUGGUAUAUGCAACAAGAUAUGGAAUCGUUCGGACAGUGGGAGCUGGGUGCGAUGUGAUGGCUGUAAAGUUUGGGUCCAUGCUGAAUGUGACAGAAUUUCUAACGGCCAUUUUAAGAAUCUUGGAGCCACUGAUUAUUACUGCCCUGCUUGUAAAGCAAAAUUUAGUUUUGAACUGUCUGAUUCAGAGAAAGGGCUUCCAAAAUCCAAAUUGAACAAAAGUAAUGGUCAAUUGGCACUACCUAAUAAAGUUACUGUAAUCUGCUCAGGAGUAGAAGGCAUAUAUUACCCAAGCUUUCACCUGGUCGUGUGCAAAUGUGACUUCUGCGGGCCAGAAAAGCAAGCACUUAGUGAAUGGGAACGUCACACAGGUUCUAAAGUUAAAAAUUGGAGGAUCAGCAUUAAGGUGAAAGGUUCCAUGUUGCCUCUAGAACAAUGGAUGAUGCAGCUAGCUGAGCUGCAUGCACGUGCUGUUUCUACCAAACCUCCAAAGCGACCUUCCAAUAAAGAGCGAAAGCAGAAGUUGCUUGCAUUUUUGCAAGAAAAAUAUGAACCUCUUUAUGCAAAGUGGACUACAGAACGUUGUGCUGUAUGUAGAUGGGUUGAAGAUUGGGACUACAACAAAAUUAUUAUUUGCAACAGAUGUCAGAUAGCAGUUCAUCAAGAAUGCUACGGAGCAAGACAUGUGCGGGAUUUCACGGCCUGGGUUUGUAAAGCAUGUGAAACACCUGAUGUUAAGCGAGAGUGUUGUCUUUGUCCCGUGAAAGGCGGUGCUCUAAAGCCGACAGAUGUUGAGACAUUAUGGGUUCAUGUUACGUGUGCUUGGUUUCAACCUGAAGUAUGCUUUGCUAGUGAUGAAAAGAUGGAACCUGCUCUUGGCAUCUUAAGCAUUCCGUCAAGUAAUUUUGUAAAGAUUUGUGUCAUUUGUAAGCAAAUUCAUGGUUCCUGCACUCAAUGCACCAAGUGUUCCACUUAUUACCAUGCAAUGUGUGCUUCAAGGGCAGGGUACCGCAUGGAGCUGCACUGCUUGGAGAAAUAUGGGCGGCAGACGACAAAAAUGGUUUCAUAUUGUGCAUAUCACAGGGCUCCUAAUCCAGAUACUGUUUUGAUCAUACAGACUCCUGUUGGGGUGUUCUCUACCAAAAGCCUUGGUCAAAAUAAAAAGAGGGCUGGUACGAGGUUAAUUUCUUCUAGCAGAGUGAAACUCGAAGAGUUGCCAACAGAAGAAAUUACCGAGGUUGAGCCACACUCUGCUGCAAGGUGUCGGGUCUUUAAAAGAGUAAACAACAAUAAGAAGAGAACAGAAGAAGAAGCUACUUCGCACCGAUUGACCGGACCUUGCAAUCAUCCUUUAGACCUGAUACAGAGUUUGAAUUCAUUCAGAGUAGUUGAGGAGCCUGAAAGUUUUUCUUCUUUCAGGGAAAGACUUUACCAUUUGCAGAGAACUGAAAAAGAUCGAGUUUGCUUUGGUAGAUCCGGGAUUCAUGGAUGGGGCCUUUUUGCGAGGAGAAAUAUUCAAGAAGGAGAAAUGGUCCUUGAAUACCGUGGUGAACAAGUUAGACGUAGCAUUGCAGAUCUCCGAGAAGCACGUUACCGUUCAGAAGGAAAAGAUUGCUAUCUUUUCAAGAUAAGCGAAGAGGUAGUGGUGGAUGCCACUGACAAAGGAAACAUAGCACGCCUGAUAAACCAUUCAUGCAUGCCGAAUUGCUAUGCAAGGAUCAUGAGCGUGGGCGAUGAUGCAAGUCGCAUUGUCCUUAUCGCCAAGACAAAUGUGUGCGCCGGAGAUGAGUUAACGUAUGAUUACUUGUUUGAUCCUGACGAGCCGGAUGAAUUCAAAGUUCCAUGUUUGUGUAAAGCUCCAAAUUGUCGGAAAUUCAUGAAUUAGGUUAUACACACUCAUUGUUUCUCCACAAGGAGCACUAACCCAAUCCCAUGUGUAGAGGGAUUUCACAGCCAUAUAGAGUGUAGUUUUUACCAAAAGGAAAGUGUAAUUCUUUUUCUUCUUUUUUCCUUGUGUGUCAACAAUGUUCAAGCUCAAUAAAAGUUAUAGGUUUGCCUGGGGUUUGGUUCAGGCAUUUUGUGUA
Messenger RNA from Mercurialis annua (annual mercury), 4136 nucleotides. RefSeq names its product histone-lysine N-methyltransferase ATX4. NCBI's taxonomy places the organism in Eukaryota, Viridiplantae, Streptophyta, Magnoliopsida, Malpighiales, Euphorbiaceae. Gene Ontology annotation, molecular function: protein binding. The transcript is spliced from 23 exons. Bases 644 to 3937 code for a protein of 1097 amino acids. The record is from RefSeq and is a predicted model, not a curated record. Gene Ontology annotation, biological process: regulation of transcription by RNA polymerase II.